Lepisosteus oculatus (spotted gar) is the source of this 2395-nucleotide messenger RNA. RefSeq names its product transmembrane protein 65 (gene tmem65). Gene Ontology annotation, cellular component: mitochondrion. NCBI's taxonomy places the organism in Eukaryota, Metazoa, Chordata, Actinopteri, Semionotiformes, Lepisosteidae. The record is from RefSeq and is a predicted model, not a curated record. Gene Ontology annotation, biological process: cardiac ventricle development; regulation of cardiac conduction.
CCUUUUUCCACAGGGGGAGGUAUGUGAAAGUACCGCUGAAAUGUCAGAUCAAUAACAAGGGUUAGGGGGAUUGGUUGUGUGCGAGUCACACCUGCCUCAGAUCAGAAAAGAAUGACCGUGCGUGAAGGUGUCUGAAACUAAUUUUUAAACACAAAAGGGACAAAGAACGCCAAAUCUGUAUGAAAUCGUCGGCUCUUUUCGCGUAAAAUAACUACAUCACGAGGAAAGCAGCAGACCCGAGCUAGUGGAAAGUAAUCUUCAAAAUGGGAAAUGUUUCAGUUUGACUCAUCGAUUUUACCCCCUUUCACAGUUCUCUGGGACGAAGGAUUAUUGGUUAAAUUUAGAUUUCACCACGUUCAAUGAACGGAGGCGUCAUACAUUAUUCCAUGCUUGAAGGAAAUCUGAGAUCUUCACGGGACGGCGAAAUUUUCCAGGGUUGGGGCUGUUAAAAUGGACUGCUGAGAUCAGCCUGGUAGCUAGUUUUAUUCGGAGAGGCGAUAUUACAUGUAUCAGUCGUUCUCUUAUGCAACAUGAACGCAUCAGCCACCUUCGUAUGAAUUUAUUGAAUACCGGAAACUAUAUUCAGAAAUCUUUAUUAAUUCUGUUAAUAUAUGCAAAUCGAUGUUUCUUCUAAAGAAACAAUAGCUAACGUCGAAAGGUUUUUUUUCACAUGAAGAGUUGGACAGUUGGUGCGAAACUUCUGAUGUCGGCUGCUUGACUGCAAAGUUUUCUACACAUCAACUUUGUGAAAUCAUCAUGAUACUCCCAUGUUUGCGGAGAGCCCUGCGGCCCGUCGUCUCCAUGAAGCCCGGACUGAUGUCGGAGAGGGUCUGCUGGAACAAGUCUCCUCCAGUCCGCAAGCCUUUGCCCAUGCUGUUGGUUCAGGGCCGGGACCUCGGCACCCACCCUCACAAGGAACCCAUGGAGCCAUUAAAUUCUCCACAGGGAGCAAGAGAGUUUAUAUACAGCCUUCACCCCACCGAGCGGACCUGCUUGCUAAGAGAGCUGCACCGCUUUGAAUCCAUAGCGAUAGCACAAGCUUCAGAAAAAUCUCGCUACACAAAAAACCUGGUUCCUCUAAGCCAGACGCCUGGGGGAGCAGCAGUCUCUGGGGCUGUGGCAGAUGGGCGAGAGAAACUGGAAAUGGCCCCUCCAACAACUGCUCAGCUAAGAUAUGUGCUUCUUCACAAUGCGAUCCCAUUUAUUGGGUUUGGUUUCUUGGACAACGCCAUCAUGAUAGCAGCAGGAACACAGAUAGAAAUGUCUAUAGGUGUCAUCUUUGGAAUUUCAACCAUGGCCGCUGCAGCCCUUGGAAACCUAGUUUCCGACCUGGCAGGACUGGGUCUUGCAGGCUACGUUGAAGCUUUGGCUAGCAGACUCGGCCUACAGAUCCCUGAUCUUACUCCGAAACAAGCGGACAUGUGGCAGACGAGAGUGAGCGCACACAGUGGAAAAGCCAUAGGAGUUUUCAUCGGCUGUAUCUUAGGAAUGUUCCCUCUGCUUUUCCUCUCCGGAGACGACGCCGAACCAAAACUGGAAAAGUAACCCUGUAAUCCAGUGACUUGAAAGGCAAUAAGAUGAUUUACCUCAAGUAUUGGGAAUUGCUGACUUUAUGUGAAAUGAAGAACCAAUUAACUACAUGCAGUAAACUGGGAACAGAUUGUUCUGUUGCACACAGUAACUUCUUUUUUGGAGCAGGCCUAGGCUAUCUAGAAUACUAACACUAUAAGCAUGACUGUGUUUGAUGAUGCCAUUUUCUUAAAAGUCUUAUGUUUUCUCAAGUACCGUUUGCGGAUUUCAGUUUUAAAAAGUACCUUUGUGUACCUUUGGAUUAUCAAGCUAAUUGCUGCCUGCUGUAACUUCUUAUUAUUUGUUCCUUCAAUGGAUUUAGCUCCACUCUUGUUUUUUAGGUUUUGAAUGUUAACACUCAUGUAGUCUAGUUCAGAUAGCAAAGCACACAAAGCAAAGAAUGUUGAGGAUUUAUCUACAAAACGUAAGGAAGCAAAUUAUUGUUUAGGGUUUCUUAAUACAGCCCAAUUGUGGGACAGAGGGUGAGUUUCUCUGUCCAUCUUUGGGAGGGUUGGAUACCUGGAAGUUGGAAAUAGUGUUUAAUUUUUGUGUUUCUGAUGUCAUUUGUUUAAAGCUGACUACAGUGUUUUAGCAUGAUAUCUGUAUUGUAGUCACAAGAUACAGACAGAUGUGAUAUAAUCAGAAGUGUGAGAAAGCUGUCAGGUCAUCAGACAAGUUUUCCCAUGAAACAAAUAACUUGAACAAAGCAUGUUUUACCAGAAUUAUGUGGAAAAUGAUGAAGUAGACUAAAUCAAAAGUGAACAUGUACGUAUGGAAAAUUUGAGAUAGCAGACUGUCUAAAAUAAUGAAGCAUUAGUGGCAGGUU